Messenger RNA from Wyeomyia smithii (pitcher-plant mosquito), 2991 nucleotides. It is a transcript of the gene rec, whose product is annotated as DNA helicase MCM8. The record is from RefSeq and is a predicted model, not a curated record. NCBI's taxonomy places the organism in Eukaryota, Metazoa, Arthropoda, Insecta, Diptera, Culicidae. The transcript has 3 exons. Gene Ontology annotation, molecular function: single-stranded DNA binding; ATP hydrolysis activity; single-stranded DNA helicase activity. Gene Ontology annotation, biological process: DNA replication. Bases 156 to 2675 code for a protein of 839 amino acids. Gene Ontology annotation, cellular component: MCM complex; nucleus.
ACUCUAGUGGCGUUGCAAACGGAAAUGUAGCAACACACCUUGUUUAUGUUUAGGUUUCCAUUGCUAGGUUAGAUACAAAAUUGUGUUGAGCAAAGUUUUGUUACAAUUUUAAUUUAAAACCAGCUUUCACUCCCGUGUUUUUGAGGCUCAAUACAAUGGAUAAUCCAGCUGGGCCUUCCACGGCCCGAGGUAAUCGUGGAGCAGGUGGUUCUCGUGGAACCCGGCGUCCGUUUCGCGGCCGUGGGUUCUGGCGACCAUACAGCUUUCGUGGAGGAAAUCAUGGUCCCCCUCGUGAGAAACCUGUCGGCUACGGGAUUCCGUCGAUGUCAACAACGAUGGGCGGUACUGAGGGAGCCGAUGAGCAUACGGUUAGCAUAUCUCAAGCCAAGCCGCUGUUUUCGAUUAUGUUGGAGAAUGAAACCUGCGAGUAUUCAGGAUGGAAAUUGUAUCUGCCACAAGAAGACUAUUGCAAAGGCUCAAGCACAUUGAAAAAAAUACAAGCAAUGGAACAGCAUUACGCUAAACAUUCUAAGCAGUACGACUUACGCUCAAUUCAUGAUGAUUUUUGGUUCGAGUUAGACAUUACGGUGGUAGAAGCGGAUGCUGACGCUAUGCGAAAUUGGCCAAGCUUUCGGCAAGACAUCGCUCACAAUCCUGACCAAACUCUUGCAAUUUGCGGUCUAGCAAUGUACCAGAAUGUUAUAAAAUAUUUAAAACGAGAAGGAUCGCAGUCACAGGAAGAAUCCACUGCAGGAAACAAGCUUUUACUACAACCAAUUCGUCCACGUAUACUUGGUCACGGGCCGGAAGUACAUUUGCGUCACAUGAAGGUGAACAAUUUCGGGAAACUGGUGGCCAUUCGUGGAACUAUUAUUCGAUCUGGUAGUUCGCAGAUAAUCAAUACGUGGAUGGCUUUCCGUUGCUCCCUUUGCCAGGGGCAACAAGUCAUUCGCCAGACCGAUGGUAUUUUUGUGGUGCCAGCUUCUUGCCGCGAGGGUUGCAAAGCUCGCAGCAAUUUUGUUCCAUUGCGAUCAUCGCCUUUCACCCGAACCGAACCGAUCCAAUCGGUUCGACUGCAGGAAUCAAUGCUGGGAGCUCGCGCAGAACAUGGUCAAGUGCCAAGAAGUAUCGAAGUAGAGUUGACUCAUGAAAUGGUUGAUUUCGUGUGUCCGGGUGACGACGUUACGAUCACCGGAAUUCUUAAGGGUCGUCCGCAAGAGGAAAAUAGCGCCAAAGCUAAAAAUACAGCCAGCAUGUACAAGAUGUACUUGCACGCGGUUGCAGUUCGUAGUAACAAAAAUACUAUAACUAGUUGGCACAAAGCAGGGGAUUUUAGUGACCGGGAUAUGGAAGCCAUCCGGACUAUUCGCGCUGAGCCUUGUCCUUUUCGUUUGUUGGUACACUCGUUAUGUCCAACGAUUUAUGGUCACGAAAUGAUUAAGGCGGGAUUGCUGCUUGGUUUAUUCGGAGGUUCGACCGGUGCCGGAAAGCGACGAUCUGAGAUCCAUGUUUUGGUGGUUGGUGAUCCUGGCAUUGGUAAAAGUCAAAUUCUGCAGUCUUGUGCCGAUGUAUCACCGCGAGGUAUUUUUGUUUGUGGAAACAGUACUUCCAACGCUGGUUUAACGGUUUCGGUUCGUAUGGAAAAAGGAUCCGGAGGAUCUUUGGAAGCUGGUGCUCUUGUGUUGGCCGACCAGGGCGUCUGUUGCAUUGAUGAGUUUGAUAAAAUGGCCGGUAAUCAUCAGUCUCUGUUGGAAGCGAUGGAGCAACAGGUAGUGAGCGUGGCUAAAGCUGGUGUCAUUUGUUCGCUGCCGGCACGAACGUGUAUUUUAGCGGCUGCCAAUCCCGCCGGAGGUCACUAUGACAAGUCUAAAACGGUGACCGAGAAUCUCAAAAUGAAACCCGCUCUUCUGUCGCGAUUCGAUUUGGUUUUUAUUCAACUGGAUCGACAUGACGCUCAAUUGGACAAUCUUGUGGCUGCCAACAUUCAUCGACUGCACGGUGUUAAAGGCGGUCAAGCUCCGCAAGCAGCGGCUUUUCAGGCCAUUCUAACCGGUAUGAGCGGCAUUCAAUCACAGGAACCAACCGCAGAAGCCACGCUGCAGGUACGGCUCAAGCUUCGUAGUGGUGAAAAAAUGGAUCUGCUGCCUCCGGAGUUGCAGCAGAAAUAUAUUGCUUACGCGCGCAAAAACAUAAACCCCAAACUUACAGAGGAAGCGGCACUCGCUAUUCGUGAUUUUUACGACGAGUUGCGUCGUGCCCAGGAUGGUAUGAACUCGCUUCCGGUGACAACGCGACAGCUGGAGGCACUGAUUCGGCUUACACAAGCACGGGCUAGAAUUGAUCUGGAACCAGAGGCUACCCUCGAACACGCGAAGGAUGUGAUGGAUAUUCUGCGUUUCAGUAUGCUUGACGUCUUUACCAACGACAUUGGGGAUUUGCAGCCCAGCCGGCUAAUGAACGGUACUGGAACCAGCCAGGCCACUAUGGUCAAGAAGUUCGUACAGUUGUUGCAUAGCAAAUCACGAGCACAGGGAAAAACUAUUUUUUCGCUUGCCGAAUUAAGAGAUAUGGCUGGAGGAACAGGUACAGAAUUCAACCGUAUUUUAGAUGCGCUCAAUUUGCAAGGGUUUCUGCUGAAGAAAGGUAAGGACUUGUAUAAAUUUAUGACAGAAUGAAUUCGAGAAGAGUUCUGCUAAGAGACAUCUAAGUACUUCGUACUUAGAUGGUAAUAUUUUCGUUAAGGAUGACUACGAAUCUUUCAAUAAAAAAUGAAAACGAUUAUCCGCAGAAGUUAUUAAAUUUUUUUGUUACCUUCACAAUUGUAAAAAAAAAAUCUGCGCUGUUUUUUGAGGCUGUAAAUUGUUUAAGGUGUUGAACACUUCAAGCGAUUAAAUAAAAAAGGCCCUAAAAAUAACGAAUAAUUCGGAUACAAAAACAAUCAUGCAUUUAGUAGUAUAAAAAUAUCUCUUAUUUACAAAAAAAUAAAUCAAA